AUGACUGACGUCGCUGACUUUAUUAGCAAAUACCCUGAUCCUGCGCUGCCUUCUGGCGCAGAACUCCUCCAUCACUCUCAUAUUCCCUUCGCAGCCUUCUUAUCGGCAUACCAGGCCUAUCGUUCCAUUCCCAAGGGAAGGCCCAAUAGAUCUUCAGUUUACGUAUCCGCGAACAUGGCCAGAAAGUCGUUCCAAACGUCUCCAUCGCAGCUCGAGAAGUCUAGCCGGGAAACCUCUCCUCAGUCAAAAGCAUCUUCUUCCCAAAGACUCAGUCCCACCUCGACAUUUCCAAAGGGUUCAACCAUCAGACCCGUCACGUCCACUUCAUCAAACGAGCCGGUCCGGGAGCCAGAAAAUGGUACAAACAAGGUUGACCAUCCACAAUCACCAGUGAUAACUGCUAUUCCUCCAUAUCCUUCAUCACCCCAACAGACCAGCAAACACGCCCGUGAUCCGUCCAAAUCUUUUUUCUCCAACCUCAAAGCAUCGAAAUCUGCUCAGAAAAUACAUCUCUCGGACGCGUCAAGUGGCCAUUCGGGAGAAGAGAAAUCUUCAAUGAGCCGAGGCAGCUCUAGGGAUAGGGCUGGCCGUGGCGCAGUGACGCGAACAUCGCCAAAAUCCGACUCACCUAAACGGACCGACAAACCUAACAGCGAUACAAGUGAAGAUCACCAAUCCCCCCCUCUACGCUCCGCAAGCUUAAAACCAGCAGAAGGCUCCACCUCGACCUUCAACCCACCAAUACUUCCACUACCUUCUUCCUCAGCACCAUCUGCACCUGCAGCGAUACAUUCCCUCAACCCAAAGAAAAGCAAGCCACGAUUUGGGGGUUUGUUGGCUCGCACCCGCUCCAUCCGCGCUGACGACGGUCUACAAAGUCCCCGUUCCGCUGGCCCCAAGAAGCGUCCCUCGAACGGUCUGCUACGUCUUGACGAGACUACUACCGAUACCGACCCUCCACUGAAAACCGCACCUCUGCAACAAGAGCGAACAUUCAGAGAGGUGAUGGGCUCGACUUCCCGCAACCGCUCAGCCGAUCGACCGGCAACCCGAGAUGGAAGUCGGACUCUCUCCUCUAACCAGAAUAGCGGCAACUCUCAGCACUACACCACUACCAAGCGAGAACGGAGCCAUGGGAGCUCAAUGAUGAGCUCUGUGGCAAGCUCAUCGCUGUUUAACAACAUCAAGAACACCUCCAGCGGCGCCGCAGACCGUAUCGGCAAGGCUGGUAAAGGAUUUUUCGGAAAAAUCGCACGGAGUGGUAGCAGCAAUGAGCGAGAAGUCGUCCCGGAUGACAACUAUGUGUGCUCCGUUAUUAAUCUGCCUCUAGUUGAGCAGACACGGCGAACGAGAAUGGUGAAAAGUUUGAGAAAUUCCAAGGACAAGACAGAAUUCUGGAUGCCUGCAUUACCGUGGAGGUGCAUCGAUUACCUCAACUUCAAGGGAUGUGAAGAGGAAGGCCUAUAUCGUGUUCCCGGAAGUGGGAAGGAAGUGAAACACUGGCAACGACGGUUUGAUACAGAACUCGACAUUAAUCUUUUCGAUGAACCCGAUCUUUACGAUAUCAACACCAUUGGAUCUAUGUUCAAAGCCUGGCUCCGUUGUCUCCCUGAUGAAAUCCUGCCAAAAGCAACCCAAGCGAAAAUUGCAGCUGAAUGCCCCGGCGCCACUACCGCACCACAAUUACUUAAAGAUGAGCUUUCCAAGCUUCCUCCAUAUAACUACUACCUUCUUUUCACAAUCACAUGCCAUCUCAGCCUCCUCCAUUCUUACGUCGACAAAAACAAAAUGGAUUACCGCAACUUGUGUAUCUGUUUCCAGCCCUGUCUGAAGAUAGACGGUUACUGUUUCAAUUUCCUCGUCUGUGACUGGAAGAACUGUUGGCAAGGAUGUUGGACAGAGAAGGAGCAUCUUGAAAUCGAGGCGGAGCUUGAUAGACAAGAGAGGGAGAAGCAGCAACAGCAGAAUGGCUAUCCUUUAGAUACCUCCGCAAUAGCACCUUCGAGGACCUCUGGUGCAACGGGUGAUGAGAGGGCCAUCUCAUCGUCCGGUAGCAGCCAGCCACCGCCACAGAUGCAACAAUCGCCGCAGCAAUCGCCGCAACAAUCGCCACGACAACGAUCGCGUAACUCUGCCGAUUGUACGGAUGGAGCGCGUGCUAUACCGCCGAGACAAAACUCGGCUCGUUCUGUUAGUCCCAAGAAGUCUAGCAAAGAAGUGGCCCGCCCCAGCACUCAUUCACGAUCAGCUUCCCAGCUCCCCGAGUUGGGCCCUCCUUUAUCACCUAUCCGAUUCUCAACGGAACUGACAACCUGA
Nannizzia gypsea CBS 118893 is the source of this 2316-nucleotide messenger RNA. RefSeq lists its product as hypothetical. The record is from RefSeq and is a predicted model, not a curated record. Gene Ontology annotation, cellular component: cytoplasm. The transcript is spliced from 4 exons. Gene Ontology annotation, biological process: signal transduction; regulation of GTPase activity. Lineage: Eukaryota; Fungi; Ascomycota; Eurotiomycetes; Onygenales; Arthrodermataceae. The coding region runs from base 1 to 2316 and encodes 771 amino acids.